This is a messenger RNA of Actinia tenebrosa (Australian red waratah sea anemone), 16220 nucleotides long. RefSeq names its product usherin. Gene Ontology annotation, molecular function: protein binding. NCBI's taxonomy places the organism in Eukaryota, Metazoa, Cnidaria, Anthozoa, Actiniaria, Actiniidae. The record is from RefSeq and is a predicted model, not a curated record.
GGCUUCUUCCUCUCUGUAUUUACAAAUCAUCGAACGUUAUUUUUAAGCACUUAUUUGAGUUCCAAAAAUCUAGACAUUAGGUUUUGUGGUUCAAUUUGAACGUCAAGAAGGACUGUCUAAUGUUUUCGAAACUUCUUUAAGCUUUGGAGUACCUAAUCAAGAGAUAAGUCCAAGAAAGUAUUUUUGACGUUUGUACGGAUCAACGAGAUGUUGGUCAUGUUGCCUCAAAGAACUCGAUUAAUUUGGAUCUUCGUGUUAAUCCUAUAUGGUCCAAGACUUACAACAAGCCUACGUUUAUUCCCAAAAAUGGAGGGUUUAGGUGAUUAUGCACCGAUCAAUAGCAGUUCGACCUGUGGAACGCCUUCUAUUACAGUAUGUCGAUCUAGCACUCAGAUCAGUUCACUCGAUGUAUGCACAGAGGAUACAUGCAGAUUCGCUUGUUGUCCUUCUUGCAGUAAAGAUAAACCUUCUCCUUCAGAUCUGGGUAAAAAUCAAUUUACUACUAAAGUAGGAAUCGUGUCUGGUGAAUCAAGACCCGGCUCAUCCGAUCCAUCUUUUAGUUUUGUAUCUGCGUCAAAUUCGCACAUGGAUCCGUUAAAUAUUCCCGGUUUUAACUACAAAACUAAAGGAUUUACACUAAGUGUCUGGGUUAAACAAAAACCCAAAAAUAAGGGAACCCUCUUUUCUAAGAGUAUAUCAUCAAGUCCAUACAAAGUUACCUUUCAACUGGAGAUUGAGAAUUACAAGAUAUGGUUUCACUACCAUUACGGAGGUGGAAACACAUCUGUUGUUGAGCUCAAUCCCCUGCAAAGUCAAAGCCAACAUACGAAUGAAGAUGAGUGGCACUUUAUAACAGUGACUGUCAUUAACACAGACAUAUCCUAUUUCAUUGAUGGUCAGUUUAUUAAGACUGCAUUACUUAAAGGCUACAUUAAUGAUCCUGGUGGUCGUGUUCGUAUUGGACAAAAAUAUGGAGGUGGAAGCCAGUAUGAGGGUCUCAUGCAAGAUAUACUCAUGUAUGGCAUUUCACUGACAAACAGAGAGGUUAUUGAAGCCUAUUCAGGCCAUCUUCCAAAAGCAUAUGUUGCAAGUGAAUGUCGCUGUCCUCCAGCUUAUCCCAAGAUCAUGGAGACUUCUCGAGCAAAAUGUACCAAAAAUGGAGAAUUUAGUUCUGUAGGCGAGAGUACCUCACGUCUUGCUGUAACAGCUCACCCAAUAGAACUUGCUACUGAUGGGGAUACAACUACAUAUUGGCAGUCUGAGUUAACAAAUGAUGCUGUAAUAUCUCUUGACCUGAAGUAUGGAGAGAUCCAGAUCUUUUACAUCAUUCUUGAGUUUUAUGGGCCUCAGCCAGGUGCUAUAAAGAUAGAGAGGUCACGCAAUGGGUAUGCUUUUCAGCCUUGGCAGUACUUUGCAGAGAACUGUGUCAAAUCAUUCAACAUGCCAAACAAUGGUCCUCUAGCAGAGCCAGACUCUGUAAACUGUAUUCAAUAUGAACUGCCUCUAAAAUCAUCAGGUGCUUCAGUGUCCUUCAAGACCGAACAACCACCAACACCAGGCUYGUCUGUACCAAUACGGCCAUUUGGAUCCCCGUGUACCAAACUGUACUGCUCCAAAAAACUUUUGGAAUUCUUGAAAGCCUCAAGCGUGAAAUUUUCUUUCUACAACCAUACGUUGGUGAAAAAUGGAAAGCAUCGAUAUUUUGCUUUAAACAGGAUUGUUGUUGCUGGAAGGUGUGAGUGUUUUGGUCACGCAAAGGAAGCUACUUACAAUGCAACACACAAAAAGUGUGUUUGCCAGUGUGAGCCAUCUACUUUCACCGAAGGCGAAAAAUGUGAUCGAUGCCAGCCACUGUACAACAACAAGGCAUUUAGAAGAGGCAGUAAUUCAGACAGUUUUCCAUGCAUUAAAUGCCAGUGCAAUGACCAUUCAUCACGAUGCCACUAUAACGAAUCCCUAGACCCCAACCCGGACUCAAGAACUGACGGAGGCGGGGGAGUGUGUGAUGAUUGUCAACACAACACCACUGGACGCUACUGUCACAUUUGUAGAGAAAACUUUUACAGAGAGAGUGGAAAAAGUUUGAGUGCUCGUGAUGUGUGCUCACCAUGUGGAUGUACUGGGCCUGGUGUCUUGCCAAACAGACUUGAUUGCGUUAAGGAUGACUCGAAGCCUGGGGUUAAAGAUGGACAGUGUGAAUGCAAAAACUACACACAAGGCCGGCAAUGCGAUGAAUGUAAGCCAGGCUACUUUGAUUUGAAGAAUAGCCAUUUAACAGGUUGUGUUUCAUGUCAGUGCAACACAGCUGGUACUGUUAGUGGUAAUAUAUCAUGUCACGCAACUACCGGUCAGUGUCAUUGCAAGAGUAACGUCACAGGAGUUAAGUGUGACACCUGUCGAUCUGGUUUCUUUGGACUGAGUUCUUUGGAACCUACGGGAUGUAAAGCUUGUGGUUGCGACCCAUUCGGCUCUUUAAACACCCUUUGUGAUACGACCACUGGCCAGUGUAACUGUAAGGCAGGCUCAACGGGGCGUCGCUGUGAUCAUUGUGCAGAUGGUUAUCACAGUCUAGGAAGAGAUGGUUGUAAAUCGUGCAACUGUUCCUCAGCAGGAACACAACCCAAUUUGCUAAGAACUUGUCAAAAAUCCGAUGGGCAGUGUUACUGUAAAAGGUACGUCGAGGGAAAGAAAUGUGAUAUUUGCCGAGAGGGAUAUUUUAACCUCUCCUCUAAUCUUGAUGACGGUUGCACACCCUGUACUUGUGACCCAAAGGGAACAGUCGGUAUGUCACGUCAGUGUGAAUUACUGUCAGGGAACUGUACAUGUAAACGUUAUGUGAUCGGCAAGAACUGUAACCAGUGUCAGCCUGGGUAUUUCAACAUCAGUCUUAGUAAUCCUGUUGGUUGCCAACCCUGCAACUGCKUCCCCAAUGGAACUAAAGAACYGCAAUCUAAUGGUAUCCUUGAAUGUACCAAUAAUGGACAAUGUGACUGUCUCAGCAAUGUUCUUGGAAAACAAUGUGAUGCCUGUGCUUCUGAGUACUACUGGAAUCCAUCUGGUAAAGGAUGUGUUCUGUGUAACUGCGAUGCUCGGGGAUCGAUUGGCACGAACUGUAACGUGUCAGGACAAUGUCAGUGUCAGCCUAACAUCGGAGGACUAAGAUGCGACAGGUGCUUACCAGGAAAUUACGGGUUUUCAAGUGGUAGAUGUCAGCCAUGUGGUUGUAAUGCAUCUGGAAGCAUGGAUAAUACUUGUGACGAUACUGGCAAGUGCACUAGCUGUAAGAAGAACGUAGAGGGAAAUAAGUGUGACACUUGCAAAAGUGGAACGAUCAAUCUUCAAGCAAACAAUGAUUACGGAUGCAGUGGAGUUCCUUCCCAGCAAGCUCCGCCUUUUGUCAACAUCCUUUCAUCCAGAGCUCUUCAAAUAACCUGGAACAAACCGGACAAUCCAAAUGGUCCUAUCAUUCGCUAUGAUCUUUACCGUAAUGGAUCAGUGAUUUACAAUGGAACGGCCAGGGCAUUUAACGAUACUGGGCUAACGCCCAACACAUAUUAUUACUAUUAUAUCAUGACUUACACUGAAGCGGGAAGUACACGUAGUUACCAAGACAAUCGUGUUUACCGAACACCUGAAGAUGCUCCAGAAGGUAUUGCAGCACCACUAAUGUCUAAUGUCAAGGCCCGUAGUGCUCAAGCAACAUGGCAGAAGCCUAACAUUACUAAUGGAGUCAUUACACAGUACAGAUUGGUCUCUGUUAACAGCUAUAGUUCAUCUGAAGUUGUACAUUGCCAAGGUCCAUUCCUCUUAAGAUGUGACGCUUCAAAUUUAAAGCCAUUCACUGUGUACAAUUUCACUGCUGUUGUUUGCAAUCAGGGUGGUUGCGGUCGCAGUCUUCCAACCCAAGUCACAACUCGCGAAUCAGCUCCAGAUUUCCAGCCAAUGCCCAACAUUACUCUAAUUCCUGGCGGCCGUUCAGUUUACGCGACCUGGGAUGAGCCACCUGUUCCAAAUGGCAAGGUAUUUCGCUAUGAGCUAUACAUGCGUGCUUCUCCCUUCAGUGGAGGUGGUCAAGCAAUCCUGCCUAACAGCCAUGUUGAUGUGCGAAAUACUACAGUAACAAAUCUCGUGCCUUAUACCUUAUAUGAAUUUCGAGUUGUUGCAUAUACGGCUGAGGUAAAUGGGGAUACAUCAAGUGAAUGGAAGCGAAUACGAACAGCUGAAGGAGUUCCAGGCGGGGAAUCAGAAAUUCAGCCCCAGUCCAGCGCAGUCGCUAGUGAUGCUAUCGAGGUCAAGUGGAAGCCACCUAGUUUGCCUUACGGGAUUAUCGUCCGUUAUCGAAUAACAGCUUACCAACAGUCGUCCGUGAUUGUAAGGGAGGAAGCGAAUGGAAAAAAUCGAUCAUCUGUUGUGAGCGGCCUUUCUCCUUACACGACCUACAGAUUCACUGUGAUUGCAUGCAAUAGUUAUCGAUGUACGGGAAAGAGUUCAUCUACCUCUGCUAGAACAUUACCAUCAGCUCCCAGAGGACAAGGUGCUCCAAACAUAACCAAAGCGAGCUCUUCCUCCAUUUCACUAACCUGGGCACAACCACAGAUUCCGAACGGACCUCUGCCACCAUCAUACAACGUCACUCGUUCAUCAGCUGCUUUUAACCAGCCACCGCAAGUGGUUACUGCUGGUGUCCACUUUCCAGGGCUUGGCUUCUAUAAGUUUCCAGCAAAUUUUGUACCACCUGGAGCUGUCAACACUAUUGAGCUUUCUUUCCGCACUAAGUAUCCUGAUGGAUUAUUGCUCUUCUUGGCGACAGACAACUUACAAGAGGAUUUCCUUGCGAUUGAGUUACGUGAAGGGAAGCCUUGGUUUAUCUUUGAUUGUCAAGAUGGGCCUGCUGCAUUCACAAUCCGCGAUUCCGUCCGUUUUGACGAUAACAGAUGGCAUCAUUUAGGAGCAGACCGAAGAGAUAUUACUGGGACCUUAACAAUUGACGAUGGUUAUAGUAACCGUGGUUCUAGUACCCCUGGCUCGACAACUAUUGGCGAAAACACUGGAGUUUACAUUGGUGGACUGCCAUCAGACUUUGUUAUUAAAAGAGACGAUACAGGAAAUGCGGUCAUAAGACGCCAUGGAUUCAUUGGUUGUUUAAGGGAAGUCAAAUCAAAUUCUAAACUAUUUGAUUGGACGGCAGCAUUGGAAAAGAAAGGAGUUGAUCCAGAAUUAAAUUCUUGUCCAGUUAUUGGGAUUGAUAAAGGGGCUUUGUUACGUGGUGGUGGUUUUAUCGCUAUAAAAUCAGGUAUCUUUACUGGUGGAGUGGUUUUUGUUUUAGAACUUUCAUUUCGUACCCAGUUUAGGUCUGGAAUAUUAGUGUUUGCCUAUGGACCGUCUUCACAUGUUGCCUUACACUUAGUUGAUGGAAAAGUCAACGUUAAACUACGUGGAACUAAUAACCAGACAAGUGUUCGGGCGAGUGAAAAAGAGGUCUGCGAUGGCAAAUGGCAUCAUAUAAGCAUCGCAGCACUUAAUGGGUUUAAUUUUGUUAUUUCUGUUGACGGGAAUAACAACAUAAUAGAUCCAAUCACCUAUAUUACAAUCAACUCCGAUCUUUACAUCGGUGGAGUCCCUGUGGAAGAGGAAGAAGUGGUUGUGAGAGUAAAGAAUGCUGGGAUCGAUAACUACGACGCGUUUGGUGGGUGUAUAAAGGAGGUGAAGGCGGCAAAAGCCAUUUAUCUAAAUAAAAAUGUAACAAGGAUGAGGAAUGCUGACCUCGAUGGUUGUGUGUCAGAUUCUCAAGUGAAUGCUACUCUUUCCGGGGGAGGUUUGUGUCAAGUUACUAGCAGUACUGAUUUGGUUACUCAGACAACGACGCUAUUUACUGAUUCAACUGUCGAGCCUUUUACAGACUAUUUAUAUCGCGUUGAGAGCUUCCAUAAAGGUACAACUGGCUCUGCUAAAAGUGUUCAGGUUUGGACUCGCAGUGGUCAAGGAGCACCCUCGGGUAUAAAUCCUCCUACAACUGUCCUCCCUCUCGAUGAUGGUCGCUCAGCACGUGUUACAUGGAGUCGUCCAGGCUGGCCGAAUGGCCUAAUCAUUCACUAUCAUAUAAUAGCACAGAAUCUGCUUGAUGGAACAGAGGUAGUUACAAAAGUCACCGAUGCCGAAAAUCUAAAUUCAACAAUAAUUGGCUUGACACCAUACACAGAUUAUGGCAUCAAAAUAGCAGCAUUUACUAUGGGUGGGAAUGCCACUGGACCAGCUGUCAAUACCACCACCAAACAAGCAGCUCCAGAGGGUGUUCCUGUACCAACGAAUGUUUCAUACCCAAGGACUCUGGCCCUUAGCUGGUCACCUCCGUCAAGUCCUAAUGGAAUUAUAACCAGAUACAACCUUACGAUUGAUGGUACAUUAGUGUAUAGUGGUACUGACCGGCAGUUCAAUAUAACGGGUCUAAAAGUCUAUACACGCUACACUUUGCAAAUUACCGCGUGCACCAAAAUAGGGUGCACCUCUGGACUGGAACAUCAUGUUUAUACAGGCGAGUUACCACCGUCCGGACUUUCACUCCCUACAUUAUACGUUGAAGGAAACGAUUCCAUACGUGUCCAGUGGAACGAGCCUACAGAACCCAAUGGUGUAAUUCAAAGAUAUGAAAUUCACAUAUCGACUACUGAAGAGCUUGGUCCUAACUACAGACAAGUAUAUAAUGGUCCAAGAAGCAAUUUAAGUGCUGUUAUCAAAAACUUGGUAACAGGAACUUUGUACUACAUACGGGUGAAGGCUUUCACCGGAGGCGGGGGAACCUUUAGUAAUGCAAGUUCUGCCCGUACAAUAUCGGGUAUUCCUAGUGAUAUUCCCGCUCCCCGAGUCACUGCACUGGAUCCUUAUUCAUUGCAUGUAGAGAUCUUACCGCCAAGGCAACCCAACGGUAUUAUUACACGCUACGAACUUUACCAAGAUGAAAGUCCAACACCAGUGAUUAACGGGACACUUACCAAUUACACAGCAUCAGGAUUUACAGUUUAUAGUCUGCACACAUUUUGGGUAAGGGCUUGCACAAUCAAGGGAUGCAAUCGAGGGAUGGCAGCAAAGGCAUAUACGGGUGAACUGCCACCGAAUGGUACAAUUCAACUCAGUGCAUCAGUUGUUAGUGCAACUGAGGUAAAAGCCAAGUGGACCGCAGUAGCUCAACCGAAUGGAAACCUGUCUUAUCACCUCAUGAUCAAUGGAACUUUCCUUGUUCCUGGGUCUACUACAUUUGAAACGGAAGUAAGGAUUGAGAAUCAUCGAGGCCAACCAGAAAAAGAUAUAGCGUACAAAGGACUUUUAGCAGACAGCAACUAUGUCUUCUGGGUCAAUGCUUCAAAUAGCGCCGGGUAUAUUUUGAGUAACAAGAUCAGUGAUAAAACUCCCGAGUCUGUUCCUCUAGGCGUAUUGGCGCCAAUCGUUACUGUGCUAAGCUCAUCAGCAGUAAACGUUACAUGGCAAGAGCCUUAUCUUCCUAACGGUGUGUUACUUGGAUACAAACUGUACCAAAAAACAGCAAGCGACGGCAACGAAACUAUCUUAUACAGCGGUAACAUGUUUAAUAGUCUCGUUACGGGACUAGAGCCCUACACGAUAUAUUAUUAUCGCAUUAGUGCACGAACCGUAGAGGGGGAUGGCUUUGGAAACUGGACAUCCAUUACAACUCUUGAAGCUGUUCCAGGUCCUUUAGAUGCCCCUCGGGUCAAUCCCGAUUCAAAAGCAAUGAUUCUUGAGUGGGAUUUGCCGUCCAAGCCCAAUGGUAUUAUUCAGCUGUAUUCCAUCUACAUGAACGGUUCUUUUCUAUUGAAUGUAACGGGUAACACAACCAGAUACCGUGUGACAGGCUUGGCUCCCUUCACUUGGUACGUCUUUGCGGUCAGUGCUUGUAAUAGUGCUGGAUGCAAAAGAAGCUCUUACUCUUCGCCAUCAAGGACCUUGGAAUCUGUUCCAUCUGGUCUUGAAAAACCAAGUCUUAGAGCCCUGUCACCAAGAUCUGUUGAGAUCCGAUGGAGUGUGCCAAAUGUCACAAAUGGCAUUAUAAGAUACUACUCCAUCGACCGCCGAAGAGCGGGUGAAGAAACGCCCAUCAAUAUUACGAAUGUUCUUGCUUCCAGUCAUCGGGUGUAUGUUGACUACACCGCCCCGCCGUUUACGUCACUCGAGUAUAGAGUCGUUGCUUAUACUGGUCAAGGGGGUACACCGAGCCCUUACAGUAACAUCAGCACCGGAGAAGGAGAUCCCGAAAACAUCGGAGCACCAAUCGUUAAUGCUGUGAGUGCUUUUGCAUUGAAUGCGAGUUGGUCUUUACCAGGCACUCCUAAUGGUUACGUCAUUAACUACAUCGUGCGUGUCCUGGACACCUAUGCUAAUUAUUCAAUGGGCAGCUCAAAUAUAUUCCAGUACACCAUAACUGGACUUAAACCUUAUACCUUGUACAGUAUUGUUGUGAGCGCUUGUACUAUUGAUGGGUGUGGUGACAGUCCUGCAACUCAAGAAAGAACACUUACUGAUAAGCCCUCGGGCCAGCCCGCGCCAUCAGGCAUUGCUUUGACUUCAACCUCAAUACGUGUUACUUGGAAUCCGCCCAGUGACCCCAAUAGUCCUAUUCGAUAUUAUGAGUUAUACAGAAAAACAAUAGAAGAACCUGUCAAUCCUAAUUUUACAGCAGUUAGCGAUUAUACUAGUAUCUACAGUGGCAUGCAGCGGACAUUUGAUGAUACUGGACUUGGGAUUUACUCGUUACAACGAUAUAAGGUUAAUGUUUAUACAACAACUGGCAGCUCAUCAAGCCCUUCAACAGAUCUUCGGUCUGGUCCUGCUCCUCCAUUAGCUGGUCCUACUGUUAAUGCCUCAGCUAUCAACCACACUACAAUACUAGUCACCUGGAAUCCACCUCCUGUCGCUCUGUUACGAGGUUCAGUGAACAUCUACACUGUUUUUUACGAAAACGUCGUCACUAACGUUGUUCAUCAGUUAGAAUUGCCAGGCAACCAGACCAGCCUGGCAGUAAUCGGACUCAAACCAAGUACACGCUAUCGUUUCUGGGUAACUCUAAAUAAUACGGCUGGAAAAUUUGCAAGUGUCUGGGUUCCUCAACGCACUCUUGAUGGAGUUCCAGAAGGUUUUGAAGCACCUGGUCUGUAUGUCAAAAGUAGUACAGAAAUACGAGUAGACUGGAAACAUCCUACGACACCUAAUGGAAAAAUAACUGUUUAUAUUAUCUACGCCAAUGGCAUAUCAGUAGCCAAUGCAUCUGCGAGUUCAACAGUAUUUACUCUUUCCUCUCUCGUGCCCUACACCAUGUACACUAUAAGGGUGGAGGUGUGUACCGUGUACGCCUGUACAAAAAGUCCUCCCAGUUCCAUAACAACUCUCCCUGCUGCCCCUGAAGGUCUCACUCCUCCACGGCUUACUCCUGGACCAACUUUCAUGGAUGUCAAUUGGAGAUCUCCUUCGCGACCAAACGGUAUAAUUGCUAAGUACAUGUUGUUCAGACGCAAGAUAUACAGUUGCCCCACUCCUCCUCCCCCCGUGGCAAAAUGCACGUAUAUCGAGUGUAAUAUAUCACAAGAGCUGUGUGGAAGGUCAUGUUUUAACCCAAGAGAUAAGAUUUGCUGCAGUGGUGUUCUUCACCAAAGGGAACCCGCGAAUCCAAACAAGGAAUGUUGUGGAACAGCCUAUGUACUAAAGAAUAACCCUGAUGAUGUAUGCUGUGGAAAUACUUUUCAUGUCAGGCAGAGAGAUUUUCAGUGUUGUUAUGACAACUACUUGCGCGUUCCUAGUGGUAGCGUGUGUUGUCGUCGUGUUGAUGGCGGUGUUGCAAUGAAUGCAGGAGAUACCUGCUGUGGUGAUGAGCCGUAUUUCGUGAAUGGUAGCAAGGUUUGUGUGUGUGACGCACUUUACGAGCGCUCUCCUCCUAGACAGUGCUGCGGAGGAAAGGUGGUUGCUGGUGCUCAGGUGUGUUGUGGAAGUCAGUCGCUUGGUAUCGCAUAUGAUUAUGACUCUGAAAACACCUGUUGUGGAACUCAGUAUGUUAGUGAGAAAACGACCCUUUGUUGUAAAGAUCCUCUUGGGGAAGUUAAGGUUUACAACUACAGCAGUUUUGCCGACAAAAAUAGCAAAGCAGAAAAGUGCUGCAAUCAAAAUAAAGUGCCAAGAGGGUUAAGCUGUUGCAACAAUGUUGGCUAUAAUAUCACAUAUCAGACAUGCGCUGACCGAUCCAGCAAAGGAGAAACAGACUGUGGGUUAGGAGUCGUUUGCGAUAAGGCCCAGGAAAGCUCUGCCAGAUGUGAUCGCUGUGACUUCUCAACAAGCACCCUUCUGUGUGGUUCUACCAAAGGGUAUUACAAGCCAACUACAGUGCCAACAACACCAAGGAUAUGUGCAUCUGAUUUCCUAAAGCUUAGUGUGCCAGCCGGUGAUUCUGUCCUAAGUUUUAGGGACACUAAUCUAUCACCUCACACGGAAUAUCAAUAUUAUGUAGUGGCGAUUAACGCUGAGGGAAAUACUACUAGUGAAAUGGCAAGAAAUAGAACCCUUAUGGCCAGCCCUGAUGGUUUGGCACCUCCAGUUGCCACUGCAAUAUCUUAUUCAGCUAUUCGUGUUAUUUGGAAACCACCUUCAGUAAUGAACGGAGAACUAAAAUCAUAUGUUCUUUUUCGUAUCAACCAGCGUACAAACAAACGGGAAAAAGUAUACAGUGGGUUGAGUCUUACAUAUACUGAUUUAGCCGGUCUCGAAGCGUUCACUGGGUACAAAUACGAACUGCAAGCGUGUACAACAGAGUGUACUAGCGUUUUUUCCACAGUUACCUUCACGAAAGAGUCAUCCCCAUCUAUUGUUGGAGCACCUACUUUGUUCGCUUUAUCAUCCUCCAGUAUCAACGUAUCAUGGUCUCUUCCUCCAAAACCAAAUGGCAAGAUUAUACGAUAUAACAUCAGUCAAAUUAUAAACAGUACAUACAAAGUUCAUCUUAACCCUAAUGACAAAGGACUUGGAAUGUCCCUAAUAGUGAACAACUUGAAACCCUAUGAGAAUUACACGUUUCAAGUUGUUGCAUGCACGAAAAUUGGAUGUAAAGAGGGACCUUCUGCUUCUGUGCUCACUCUUGAAGAUGCACCGGAGGAUGUUCGGCCUCCGACAUUAGUGGCUCUUGGAGCACGAGAGAUCGAAGCUACUUGGUUUGAGCCAGGUGUUCCAAAUGGUAUCGUCUACUUGUAUUCGUUGUAUAGGAAUCACACUAUCGUGUAUAAUGGUACUGACAACUGUUCCAUGAGUGAUCAAGGUAAAUACAAAUGUAUUUACAGAGAUCAAGGGCUCAGGCCUAUGACUGUGUAUAGCUACUAUGUGGCCGCUACAACUAAAGGUGGUACAACCAGAAGUAGUGCUGUUAGUGCACAAACGCCCGAAAGUUCGCCCGAAGAAAUACCUUUACCAACUCUGACACCACGAUCAGCUUAUUCAAUAUAUGCUGAAUGGAACUCACCCAGCAAUCCUAAUGGUAUCAUUACUGGAUACGCCAUUAUAGUUGACGGCACUGAGCAUAGCACAGGUUUGACUAAAACCAAGCUUGUUGAAAAUCUGCAGCCAUAUACGAGAUAUGAGUUUAGAGUCAAGGCGUGUACCAGCAAAGGUUGUGGAAUCGGAGAUCGAGCAUAUGCUAGGACGUUGGAGGCACCGCCUGCAGGAGUAAAUCCACCCCGGCUUGAAGCCAAGGAGUGGAAUGUGGUGUCCAUAUCAUGGGAUGAACCUGGGUCGCCAAACGGCAUCAUUACCAAAUAUAAAGCGGAACGCCAGCAUGGUAACGAAGUACCAUUGAUAGUUUGUUUAAAAACGGGAUUAACUUUGUCUACCAGAACAUGUUUGGACAGUGGGGGAAAUCUGAAGGGAUACACACAGUACGAGUACCGGAUCUUGACUGAAAAUAGCGCUGGCAUCGGAUAUAGUUCUUGGAGUAUUAUACGUACAAUGGAAGGCCCUCCACAGGGAAUUAAACAGCCAACAGUUUAUGUAAUCAAUGCAACUGCCGUAACCGCUUUUUGGGAAGCACCAUUAGAUCCAAAUGGUGUUAUCAUUCAUUAUGAGCUUAGAUACCAGCCUUUAAAUGUUUUAGACAGUAAUAUUUCGGUAGCCGGGCGAGUCGACCGCAAUACGUUCAACAUGACCGUAAACAUUUUGAAGCCCAAUACGGACUAUCAGUUCUUGAUAGCCGCAAUCAACACGAGACGUGAGGGUGUAAGUUCAUGGACCUCAGCCAAAACCAAGGAGGCACCUCCAGCUGAUUUGAAGCCGUUCAAUGCAGAAAGACUCCCCGGAGGAACGUCAUUACGACUUUACUGGGACCAACCUGGAAGCCCAAAUGGAAUUAUAACUCAUUAUAAUAUAUACAAAGAUAAUAUCAAAAUAUUUGAAGGAAAAAUUCGGGAAUAUAUUGUCACAAAGCUUACGCCUUACACCGCGUAUGAAUUCCAGUUGGAGGCUUGCACUUCUGCCGGAUGCACAAAAGGGGAUUCAAAGUCAAUAUAUUCAGCAGAGGUAAACCCUACUGGCCAAGCUGCUCCAAUUUCGGGCUUUGUAAACUCCACAGUUGUUGUGCUAACCUGGCGGCAGCCUGUUGUACCAAAUGGUGUUAUUCAGCGAUUUGAAGUACUGCGCAGGACAACAACAUUGCAAGCCAGAAAGAGACGAUCUGUUAGUGAAGAUAUCGUAUAUUCGACAAAUAAGACGAACGAAACCGUAUUUAGCUACAUGGAUACUGGACUAAAACCAUACACUCGCUAUCAAUAUAAAAUUCGUGCUUUUAACAAUGGCGGCCAAACGGACAGUGAUUGGCUAAAUGUAGACACAAAAGAAGCCCCGCCAAGUCACGUAAUCCCACCAAAUGUAAUAACUUUGGACGCUUAUAGGCUGAAUGUAACAUGGAGAGAACCAGACAAUCCAAAUGGAGUCAUUCAGUAUUAUUUAGUAUAUCGUAAUGGUACCAUUAUACACAAAGGGAGUAAUCUUUACUUUUUGGACGAAGGUCGUGAACCAUAUACAGUAUAUAGCUACACGAUAUCUGCAUGUAGUGGAGGUGGUUGUAAGGAAAGUAUGCCCGCUUCACAACGUACGGACCAAGCCGCACCAGCGCAGGUCAGCCCACCAACCUUGUCGGCUUUAAGUGCGAUUGCGAUUCGAAUUGAAUGGAACAUUCCUGGCAAACCAAAUGGUAUAAUAACUGCAUACAAGAUAUACGAAGGAAGAGGUUCUUCCCCUAUCUACUCAGGCCAAGAUCGCAGCUUCACUGUAAGUGCUAAAAAGCCGUACACAGAAUACGAAUUCUCUGUAGAAGCUUGUACAACGGCUGGCUGCACUAGAAGUAUUUCUUCAAAAGUUCGUACUCGGGAGUCUACUCCUAGUUCUAUGGCAGCGCCUGUUGCUACUGUUGCAGGUUCUCGUACUGUCCGUGUCUUGUGGACACCACCGACAGAGCCAAAUGGUAUUAUACUUUAUUAUAUACUUUCUAGAAAUGGGAUACCUGUGUACAAUGGAUCUGACGUUCGAUAUAAUGACUACGAUGUAGCGCCUUACACAAUUUAUGAGUACACGAUAUAUGCUGUAAAUAAUGCCGGUCGUGGUCUUGAUAGCCCAAUCGGGCGUAACCCUCCUACAAAUCCUGGUGCACCUGACAACAUUACAGCGCCUUCAUUGAUUGUGUUAGGCUCAAAUUCCAUUCGUGUUAAAUGGGAAAAACCUGGACUUCCGAAUGGCAAUAUUAUUAAAUACUACGUAAUGUACAACAACCAAGAAAAAGACGCCUUCUUGGCCCUGGAAACUGUCUUAGAUGCACUUGAAGCUUAUACCCUUUAUGAAGUACGUAUUAAAGCUUGUACUAAUGCAGCCUGCAGUAUUGGCGAAAUAGCUAAAGCUAGGACGUCUGAGGCAGUGCCAGCGUCGCAGGGACGACCUGUUAUCCCAAGUGAGUCAAUCCAAGCACGAAGUGUGCGUGUUACUUGGGGCGAGCCUGCAAAGCCAAACGGUUUUAUCGUCAUGUACACUUUAUACCGCCGAAAGGUGAUAAGAGCAGUUGGUGCACGAGCAUCAUACGGUACUAUCGUCUCCGUGCAUAACGCGUCAAAUGGUACUGACCUUGCAUUCACCGAUAAAACAGUACUUCCAUACUCUGAAUACGAGUACCGAGUAACAUCAACCAAUAGUAAAGGAUCGGCAACAAGUGGAUGGGCUGUUGUCAAGACUCUUCCAGACGUCCCAGAAAACGUGCCAGCCCCACAGAUUACAAAGAAGUUCCAAGAUAGACUUGAAGUAUUGAUUAAAGCUCCUUUAACGCCAAAUGGAGAAAUCCGUAAUUAUGUACUUAUCAAUGCGGGAAAGAAUGUGUCUGAAGGACUAGAGACCUCCAGAAUGAUAUCAAAUCUAGAGCCUUUUACUGUUUACAAGAUUCAAGUCUCUGCUUGUACAGAUGCUGGUUGUACAACGAGUCCUGAUGUCAGUGAAACAACAAGUGAAGGAACCCCAACUCAAUUUAGUGCCCCUACUGCUGUGAAGAUCAUGUCAAGAUCGGUUGACUUGGCUUGGGACGAACCUGUUAAACCCAAUGGAAUUAUAACACGAUACGAAGUGUUGCAUCGCAUGACUUGCGUCAAAGGAUCAUCCUUCGAAAUACCAUCAAAUGGCACGAGUGCUGGUCUAGAAAAAAACGCUACUGUUGAUAGUCUGAUGCCAUUCAUCACAUACGACUUCAUUAUUCGUGUUUACAACAGCAAAUAUUCUGGGCUGUCUGAUGUCAAGGCCGUGACUACUCUGCCUGAAGAUCCUCUAGCUCUGGCUGAUUCUCCUCCUCGCGUUAACGUAACUGGUUUCCACGUCUCUGUGGACUGGAGUGAAUGUUUUAUAUUGAAUGGACCACUGGACGAAUACACACUGCUAGAAAAAGGUGUGAUUGUCUUUCGAGGACAAAAGACAGCCAACAAUUUUCCAAAUAGGGCACGCGGAGAGUACACCUAUGAGGUGACCGUGACGACCAUCGUAAACGGUGUUAGAAAGACAGCUCGAUCUCCCAAAGUAACUGUUACGGUUCCCAAAGAAGGAAUCGUUUUGCCGCCUUCGACAGCCCAACCUCAAACAUCUCCCUUCUAUAAAACCAUCUGGUUUAUUGCAGUAAUAGUCUUGAUAGGCAUUCUACUCCUGUUCCUCCUUCUUGCCUUGUGUCUGAGAAAACGCACUGGUGAUAGAACUGUAUAUGUAAGGGAAAGGGAACCCCUACCCCCACGGACAAAAAUGCGCUCCAGACCUCCAUCUAUGUCAAGUCUUUACUCGUCAUCAGACAGAAAAGGAGGCAGUAUGAUCGAUCUAAAUACAUUCAGUAAUGGCAGCACAGUGGCUUUGUUUGAUGGUAGCGGAACUCCCAUUCGAGGAACUCCUAAGCCUGACCGUUAUGACAGCAUUGACCGCUACGAGAGGUACAAUCGAAUUAAUCGGUCACUAGAUCUAACUGAUGGUAGUCUAAACAAGUUUGGAAUGGACGAGAGUUCUGAUUGGAAUGAUCUCCCUCGAACCUAUAGUUACAGCAAUAAAGAUUCUGGUUUUUUCAUGGAAGAUAAGCUGCCUAUGUCUGACAGUGACGAAGAAAGUACUCCACGUCAUAGCUUUAAACGCGAACAGUACUUUACUGAUACUCACUUAUGAUAAUGUAGAAGUAGAUUAGGUUAUUAUUCGAGUUAUGAAGAUAUAUUGUUUCAUAAAGAGCAGAUUGUCUUGUAAAAUCAGUGUGGCUGAAAUAGCGAAUCGGUAAGCAUAUUUUCAACGAUUUUAGACAGUCUGCUAUUUUUUCCCUACCAAAAUGAGACAAAGAAGCAAAAAUCAUAUGAAUAUACACAUCAUAAUAUCGUUAUUCUUUAUACAAUAUGUAUAGUUUUGUAAUUAGGAUAUUGAUAAUUGAGCAAUAUACCAGAACAUCAUUUCAAGGAAAAUUAGUAACACGAUCAUCUUGUAUUAAGGCUGAUUUAAGGAACUCCAGACCAUCAAAACUGGGAAAAAUUUCGUUAUAAUUAAGUUUCCUUUGCAUUUCAAAUAGGCAAAUAUAUGUAAACAUAGCAGAAAAAAAUAGCUUGAAUUGUUUUGCAUAUUUUCCAGUGACUUAUUAUUGAUACUUUUGAUUUAUUAAUUAAAUAAUGUUUAAUUAAAUUAUCAGUUAAAUUGAA